AUGGGAACGUAUUAUAAACACGGAAGUGAAGCAAAGGUCGUACAAGUCGCUAAGCUUAACGUAAAGGAUCAAUGGCUUCUGGAGAACGCAAGAAAUUCAGAACGAGUCGAAAUGAAUCAGCAGAACUAUGACUUAGAUAAG
Funneliformis mosseae is the source of this 141-nucleotide messenger RNA. The record is from the annotation of a GenBank genome assembly. NCBI's taxonomy places the organism in Eukaryota, Fungi, Glomeromycota, Glomeromycetes, Glomerales, Glomeraceae.